ACGAAAUAAACCUUAGCAAUUAAGACCAAGAAUAGUGGCGAGAGACAAGAGGGAAACUGGACCAUGUUCGUAAGCAAUCACCACCUCCGCCCCCCAAAUACCAAAGGAAAUACCAGCGGCGAGGGAGUCAGCUUAGAGUGAAUGGAGCAUGAGCGGCCGGUGACAAGCGAAGGCAAGGAACAAGAUGGACCCGCAGAUACCAGCAUGCGUCAAAGCCACCAGAUCUCCGCUUGAAGCGAGAGAGGCGCAAGAAGAACCGCCGGGGCUUGAACCAAGAGGCACCGGAUCUGGGAAAAGAACCGAGGAUUCAUGCUGGGGGUUGCAGCCAGGAAGACAAAGGGGAUCGACGACGGGGGCGGAACAGCCAGCCGAUUUGUUCAUCAACAAACAGAUGAAGAGGGCAAGAGGAAGGACAAAAUUAGGAAAGAAGCAAGCAGAAGCCGUCCGUGAGACUGGGAUUGAAUUAGUAACUAGUAUAGGGUUCCAAGGGCUGUUGUUCUUCCCAAACAUCAGAAAUCUGAACCGAAAAUUCAUUCUUUGGUUGAUGGUUAGAGUGGAUCCACUGACGUCAUCAUUGGAGAUUGAUGAUAAAAGAAGAAUUGAGUUUGAUAAGCACGAUGUAGGGCAUGUGUUUGGAAUACCUACAAGUGGUAUAUCUGUAGGAGAAAUGGGCAAACCAAGAGUUGAAGUGAUAGCAAGCAUAAAAAGAAAAUUCCUGGGCAUAGAAGCAAAGGACAACAGAAGCAUAAAGGCAGCAAAGGACAUAAUCGAGAAGGAAUUCAAGAGGGACACAACACCUGAGGAAGAGAAUGCAUUCAAAAUCGCAUUUGUUGUGUACGUUAUGGCAACACUAUUGUGCCUAGGAGCCAAGUAUGAUUAUGCAUCAGUGGAGUACUGGAAUGCAAUACAAGAUCCAGACAAGCUGGUCUCGGCGGGCCGUAGGACGCCCGAGCUCGCACUUGAGGUGGCCAAGGAGCUAGUUCAAUCCAUCGUCGAACACACAAGCAGCAGCUCUGAUGGCGAGAGCUCCAAGGCCAUGGACGAUGCAGGCUACAAGGCUACUGUGCAAUGCUCAUUCGACCUCAACGUGGCUAUAAAAAAAGAGGUAGAUGACUCGGCGGAAUCUGGGUUGCUGGAAUCCGUGCUGAAGGUGUCGCUAGAGGGGAAUGCCCAGAUGCCACACGCCCCAACUGUUGAACCACAUCAGGGAGAAGCAUCAGCACCUCACUCUGCAACAGCGCCGCUACAAGCUCUCCUCGGCUUGCCCAGCUUUGUCGUGGUCUUCACCGGCAUGUUUGUCCACAGCAUUAAACUUCCUGCAGCAUUCAGUGCGACCAACUUUUCAGAGAUACACCCAGCCGUAGUACUGCGUGGAGACAGUGUGGUCGAGACCCUGGUCAGAGUUGAGUCUAUAGAGGGUAGCAUCCAUUUCAUGAACGGUGUGGCAGAACCACCCAAAGUAACUGGGCCCGGGUGCUCUGAUUUUUGUUGCUAGGCAACGCCGACCCAAAAAUGGCACUCACUGGUAGUUCCUCGAGUGAAGCCUCGAUUAAAGCCACGCUUUCCAGGAUCGCACAGACAACACUCACACGAAGGUAAGCCCAGAGAUUACAACACAGAUCAUUUCAUACAUCUCAAAGUUGCAGCGGAAAUUUAAUUAUUACAAAACGGUUCUGAAAAUAAGAUAAGUACUACAGAGGUCUUAUCUACAACAGUUCAUCAGAGUAUCAUUAUUUCCAGUGGAAGGAUGAAAAUAGCUAAUGUCAUAAUGAUGUCACGAUGAAGCCCGUACGAGACAUCAAUCAGUACAGUUAGUGUUGGCCGGGGAAACAACCCAUUCCACCGACCAACCCGAAGAUAAAGCAGUUAAACCAGCAAACAUAACUUCUACAGCAAUACCUGAAAAUAAAGUCACAAGUAAGGCUGAGUAUACUAAAAUUCAGCAAGGCUUACCCGUCUUCGGAUAUACCUUAGUCCGAUAACUAGACAUGCAAGGCUUUUUGGUUUGUGGGGUUUGUUUUGCCAAAAACGCCACUAAAAGUAGAUCCUUAUUUUCAGAUUUCAACUUUGCCAUAUUCUAGUUGAAAUAACCAUUCUAAAUUUGCAAAUAUCUCUAAACAAGCAUGGUAGUGAAAAACAUUAAGUAUACAACAGUAUUAUCAUCAUCAUCAUAUUUCACUUCUUACUCUAUGUGGCAAAAGUAUUAAGUAGUCUCGUUGUCCGUGAGCGGCGGAACGAUUCGAAUCGAGUAUUAACCUUGCCAGGGAAACCUAACACACACGUAUGAGAACCAAGUCACCCACACAACUUUUUCCUUUUCUUUUCGGUCUGUGGAUCAGGGCCACCCGCCCAGAGUACAAGAGGUCCACGCACCACGGACACAGCCGGGCUGCUUCUGCUCUUGUACUCGCCGUUAGACGGGACCGAAGUUACACGGGCGGGAGAAGUCCACUCGCCGGUCAAAUCAGGUACCGAGCUUACCGAUACCAUAUUCUCGGCAUUUGGUGUGGCUCAUACGUUCAAACGCUUAACAAAACUACCACACACUGCGACCUUAGCCAAUUUCAACUAUACCGACGGGGUAUCACAACUACACAACCCCGCCCGUUGUCCUUAUAUUCCGGCAGUAAGUAAAGUCAGUCAACUCCUAUAAUCUCGCGAAUAAUCUCGCGAAAGGCAGGAAACCCUUCGACUUCGACUUCUACCAUACCUAGUUAGCGGGGCAACUAGUCGAGAAAAAGAUUCGAAUAACAAACAUAGGUACCUAGGGGACAUGCAUCUAUGGUUUUGAGCAACGCCUAAGAACGUAAAUGCGCAAAUAAAAUUAUUACAACAUAUAAUGAAUAGUUAGAUGUAAAUAACGCAAAAAUAAUGGGAUCAUGCACCGGGGCUUGCCUUCUUGAGCAAAGUUAGUCUUGGGCUCUUCCGAACAUUGGUCCGGGUUUUGAUUCAAUUCAAUUAAAUUCAAGUCAGCUAGAUUCAGUCGAGACUCCGCGGGCUCAUUCUCGUUCGUAGGCACCAACUCAUAAAUAUUGUCGGAUAGAUGAUCAGAAUCUAUAUAAAUGCAAAAGUGCUCUUUGUUACAAUAGGAUACAAUUUACGUUCAUUUCCUUCUCGAUAAAGUUGCAGUCCAAUAAAAGUGUUAAUUUUACUGGGCAGUCAUUCAUAGAGUAGUUUAUAUCUUCACUUUACUUCAUAAAAUGAACUAGGUUGCGGUUUUUACUUGCUACUCAUUAUGCAUAAGGAUAUUUGACAAUUUUAUUCCAUAAGCAAAGGACAGUUUCUGGUGCUACAAAUUUUACACAAGGUAGUAGUUCUAAGCAUGAACCAGCAGUAAAAAUUUCAGCUACAAAUAGCAAAGCAUUUAGGCAUGAGCAAUCAUUUAAACAGAGCAAGUGCAUAUCAAGAUAAAUUCAUACAGAAUGAUCUAAAGCAUUUCUUGGGUUCAAAUUUUUACAGGAGACUAUAUGCAUGUUAUACUCUCUACUGUAAUUUUUCCAGAUUUUAAUCAUGCAGAUAUCAGGAGCAAUAAUUAUGACAAGAUAAACAUAUGUAGAGCAAGAUUAAUUUCUACAGGAAAAUACAAAAUGUUUCUGUGUCUCAAAAUUUUAAAGAGGAUUCAAGACAAUAUAAUUAACACACUGUAAACUUUUCAGUAUUUUACUAAGCAUGAAUCAGGAGAAAUAAUUUUGACAAAUUUAAAUCACCUAUAACAAGAUUAAAAUCUACAGAGAGUUCUGGAGUGUUUCUGGGUCUCAAAUUUUUACCAGCGUCUACUAUUAACAUGAGUAAGCUACAGCAAACAUUUCAGCGUUUAAAACCAUCUACAACUUCAGUAAUACAUGUACUCAUUUAAAAACAUGCAUAAAUAUUACAGGUAGUUUCUGUUAAGUAAAUAUGCUCAAACUUUUGGUACAGCAUCCACAUAUCUAUAAUGUCAUUCUGCGCAAAUUUCAUAUAUAAUCAUGCAGUAUAAAAACCAGAGCAAAAAUAACAAACUAAUCAAGGUGAUAUCAUGAGCAAACAAUAUCACUGGUUCUACAAAGUUUUUAGCUCUCAAAGUUUGCAGGUAGGCUUAUCUUCUCAAGACUAAGCAAUGGUAAAAUUUUCAGAUUUUUCCAGAUGCAACAACUAUUUAUCACAAUAUAGCGUCAUUUAAAAGGAUUUAAUCACAGAGCUAGUUAAACAGAUCUAAAAAAUGUUCAAAUCUGGAUAGAUGUCUUCACAUAGUAUUCUAAGCACACAAAAACAGUUUCAUGUACAUUACUCAAGUGAAACUGCCAGGAAUAAUAUUUGAAGUUCACUAGUAGAUCUAGAAAAGAGCAAAGUUUCAUCUAGUUACAUGUGUUAUAUGGAGCUCACAAUUUUACACCAAGCUAGACAUAGCACAAAGUAUUUACCAGCCAAAAAUCAUCAGCAGAUACUGAGUAGAACUUCUUGAACAUUUAUGUGCUAUUUAAACUAACUUUAUUUAUGGAUUAAAAUAGAAUCAGAAUCUGAACAUGUGACUGUAACAAAACUUGUAGUUAUUAUUAUAAGGAUUCCAGAACAUUUUAGUUUAAAUUUUUAUGAGUUUUCUACGAUUUUAUAUCGAAUUUACAAAUUCGCUGUUUUGAAUCUAGAGUUCAGAUUCAGGUUUUACAGACAAGUCCCUGGGAAGUUUUAUUUCCCCGCAAAUAUACCCUUGGCCGGACUUUGGGGAAACAGAGGAGGAGGAGGCGGCCGGAUUCCGACGAGCUUGCUAGCCGGCGGCGAGGGCACUCCUGGGGAAAGGAAUAGGAGGUCACGGGCUACCUGUAGGUGGUUUUAGGGCGCGAUUAGGUGCUCCGGAAGGGGCUCGCCGGCGUGGAGCAGAUCUCCGGCGAGGGGGAGCUCGGCUCUGGCGAUGUUCCGGCAACCGUGAGCAUUGGGGAAGAGGUAGACGAGCUUCACUGCGCCAUGGGGGAGCGAUUUUGGGGGUCAGCUCAAGAGGAGGUGGGUCGGGAGAGGGGGCUCCACGGCGAGGUCCUAGAGGGCGGCGGCCAUGGCCAUGGCGUGUGGUGUUCUGGCGAUUCCGGUGAGGGGAAGAGCUGAUGGUCGGGCUGUGCAGCUUCAAUGCGUUGAGGGGAAGCUAGCUGUGUGGUUGAAUGGGCCGGAGAGGGUUGGGUGGGGGGUGCUUCACGGAGCAGGGGUGACGGCUGGCAAUGGUGGCCGCCGUGCUGGCUCUGGGCGCAGGGAGGAAGAUGGGCCUCGGUUCAGAGGUCCGGAGGGGAGAGCGAGAGGCGAGGGUGCUUCUCGUCGAAGGAAUGAGGGGGUGGUGGCUGGGCAGAGGAGGGGCACGGGCGUGGCAAUGGACGACGACCGGCCGGGGCGCCGUGGCGAGCGGACAACAGGCAGGGGCGCGAGGUGCCAGGGAGGGGCAGUCUCAUGCAAACCAUGGGCGCGGCAGUGGUUUUGGCUGGGGCACAGCCAAGUGGCCGGCCAGCUGGCGGCGCCGGCGUACGGCCCGGCCGGUAGGCACGGUGCAGGGAAGGAGAGUAGGGAGAGAGGGUCAAUGGCAUUUUCGUGAAUAACUCAAAGUUUGAGAUUUCGUUAUGUAAAUUCAAUUUUUCUCCCUCUUCUUGGCCUCAAAUGAAAAACUUUUGAAUACCAUUUUUGUUCAGUUUUUCGAGAUCUACAUCUUUCGUUUCAAGCACUUUUUCAUUUGAGCAACAGUUUGAGAAUUAUGAAUUUUACUUAUAGAUGAACACAUACAUAUGCAUAUACAUGUAUACAUAUAUGCGAAGGCUUGUAUAAAUGAAUUUGGAUGAAUUGUGUUACAUUUUGCUCGAUGUUUUGUUCAUGAUUUCAUGUUGUCGAUCUAAGUUUAGAAGGUUAAACUCCUGGGAUUUCACAGACGGGUGGUCUGAUUUUGUAGCAUCUGAGCGCAUUGUCACUGGUGACAUAGGUCACUUUGUUCUAGUUGAGCCUCAUAGACUUGUGAUGAAGCUAUAUGGACCAGAUGGAGAGUUAAAGCCCUUGGCUUCUCGCCCACUGGUCUGGAACUUGUUCCUUGCUUACGGCAAUGAGGAGGAGGCACAACAGCCUGUAGGUGGUCAUGGUGGAGCUCCUGAAAUAGUAGGCGAACCGGCAAAUGCCGCUCAAGACCACUUUGUGCCUGGCCACAUCCUUGGAAUGAGAUAUAUUCUUGCACAGCGGCUGGAGAUGAGUGCGCCUCUGAUGCAAACCCUGCACGACGUCUGGGUUACCAAGGCACCUGCAUUUCCCAUGUAUGCAUGCUGACUUAUUUGGGGCCACUUCCGCUCCGGCAACAUUCAUUUCUCGGUGCCAUUCUCGCGCUACCUGCCAGAAAUUGGACGUGCUGUCCUCUUCUAUGGUGCUGCAAAUGCAGGUGUGAAAGCAAUCGUGAAGAAAAGGAAGGAUAGAGUGGCGUUCUUGACCUGUGGAUGGCUGGAGUUUGCUGGGAAAUAUGCACUCCAAGAGGGUGUGCGUGUAUGUGCUGACGCUGCGCAUUGUCCAUGGGCGCUUCCUGCUGACGUUCGACUGGGCCCCCCCACGCUUGAUACUCGAGCUGAAACCUGAAGCACCUUUUGCAACCAAAGCUAUCACAGGAAUAAAAUAACAUGCAGCAUUGCGCAGCAGUGAACCCCUAGAUAUGCUAAUGCCUAAAUAUUAAUCUUUAGUAUUGAUCGGUGACUAGCUUAGUCCUUUGACCUCCUAAUGAGGAUCGUAGCAUUAUUAAAAUAUCCUUGAUGAAUUCACCAUCAUAAAAGAAAGGUGAAACCUCAUCUUGGAAAGUCAUCAGUGCUAGUUUAUUGUGUCGCUUCAUUACUACCUGCAGAAACUAAUUUGGCAUCAGUGGCUGUAAUGAACUAUAUCGCUGUCUUAUAUAUUUAACUAUUCCUUAGCAAGAAAAGAAACUUCUAUUACUACCUGCUGAAA
Panicum virgatum (switchgrass) is the source of this 6921-nucleotide messenger RNA. RefSeq lists its product as uncharacterized. Lineage: Eukaryota; Viridiplantae; Streptophyta; Magnoliopsida; Poales; Poaceae. The transcript has 8 exons. The coding region runs from base 185 to 1495 and encodes 436 amino acids. The record is from RefSeq and is a predicted model, not a curated record.